AUGCUCGCUCUCCCCCUCCUCUCCUCCCUCUCUACCAUCUCCGCCGUGGCCGCGGCGCCGACCAUCCUCCGCUCCCAGCUGCAGGUCUACCCCGGCGGCCGCUGCCUCGACAACCCCCACGGCGAGCUGUACGAGGGCCACCUCGUGCAGUGGUGGGACUGCGCCGGCAUCGACCCCAACCGCCAGGGCCUCGCGAACCCGAACCAGGGCUGGAGGCCCGAUGGCCAGAAGUGGCGAUACAUCGCUGACGAGAACUGGUGUCUUGGCUCUCCCGCUUCGCGCUUCGCGCUCGCCCGCUCACACACACACACAGUCGCCACGAAUGGCUUCGCCGUCAUGGCCCGCUGCGAGGGCUACGGCCCCGACGUGAGGAGCACCGACUGGGUGCACGCGGGCGACAUUGGGCGUCUCUGCUCGCAGUGGAACAUUGACUAUUGCCUCCUCGACAAUGACGACAGGAACGGCGAGUACGCCGUCGUCUGGGACGACUUGGGCAGGCAGGCCAGCAUCCAGUUCAACGAGGAGGGCUUUGACUCUCUGUGA
Trichosporon asahii var. asahii CBS 2479 is the source of this 543-nucleotide messenger RNA. RefSeq lists its product as uncharacterized. The coding region runs from base 1 to 543 and encodes 180 amino acids. Lineage: Eukaryota; Fungi; Basidiomycota; Tremellomycetes; Trichosporonales; Trichosporonaceae. The record is from RefSeq and is a predicted model, not a curated record. The transcript has 2 exons.